AUGGCCACCAUGAAUGUGAGUUUAGCCCUUUCGAGCAACCGUGUGUGAGUUGACUGACAGGUCAGAUGAGUUGAGCCCCUUGCGACCAAUGAAGAACCAGUGUACUCGAGAAUACAUUGAGACUUACCACAGACACAUGCCUAAGGAUACACCUGUACAGGAGUGGGAGUCUCGUUAUGCGUUGUAUGCAUUAUGA
Messenger RNA from Hymenoscyphus albidus, 196 nucleotides. NCBI's taxonomy places the organism in Eukaryota, Fungi, Ascomycota, Leotiomycetes, Helotiales, Helotiaceae. The record is from the annotation of a GenBank genome assembly.